This is a messenger RNA of Oryza brachyantha (malo sina), 2634 nucleotides long. Its product is annotated as dihydrolipoyllysine-residue acetyltransferase component 5 of pyruvate dehydrogenase complex, chloroplastic. Bases 129 to 2441 code for a protein of 770 amino acids. The transcript has 7 exons. Gene Ontology annotation, biological process: pyruvate decarboxylation to acetyl-CoA. The record is from RefSeq and is a predicted model, not a curated record. Gene Ontology annotation, molecular function: dihydrolipoyllysine-residue acetyltransferase activity. Gene Ontology annotation, cellular component: chloroplast envelope; chloroplast thylakoid; pyruvate dehydrogenase complex. Lineage: Eukaryota; Viridiplantae; Streptophyta; Magnoliopsida; Poales; Poaceae.
GGCCAAUCCGCCCGCCGCCGCCUCCGAUACUACCGAGGCACCCGCCGCAGCUCAAAGCCUCGCGCGGCUCUCUCUCUCUCUCUCUCUCUCUCUCUCACCGUCUCCCUCUCUCCGCCCGCGGCUUCGCAAUGGCCGGCCUUCUCCACUCCCCCGCGGCCGCGCUCCUGCCCCCGGCCUCCCUCCUCCUCCGCCGCCAGCACGGCGGAAGCCGGCGCCGCAGGGGCGCGUGCUUCCGCGUCGAGGCCAAGAUCCGGGAGAUCUUCAUGCCGGCGCUCAGCUCCACCAUGACGGAGGGGAAGAUCGUGUCGUGGACCGCCGCCGAGGGGGACCGCCUCGCCAAGGGCGACCCCGUCGUCGUCGUCGAGUCCGACAAGGCCGACAUGGACGUCGAGACCUUCCACGAUGGCUUCCUCGCCGCCGUCCUCGUCCCCGCCGGCGAGUCCGCCCCCGUCGGCUCCGCCAUCGCGCUCCUCGCCGAGUCGGAGGAGGAGAUCCCGGCCGCCCAGUCCCAGGCCGCUUCCUUCUCUUCCUCCUCCUCCUCCUCGUCCUCUCCGCCACCGCCUCCCCAAGAAGCAACCCCUCCCCCGCCGCCUCCUCCUCCGGCCCCAGUAGCAGCAGUCUCUGCUCCCGUGCCGCCAUCGCCAGCAACGCAGGGCGGGUCGCGCGUGGUCGCGUCGCCGUACGCCAAGAAGCUCGCCAAGGACCUCAACGUUGAUCUCUUCUCGAUUGCCGGCUCUGGCCCGGGUGGGCGGAUAGUGGCGAAGGACGUCGAGGCGGCAGCGGUGGCGCCUAAGAAGGCGACGCGUGCGCCGGCUGCCGCACGGCCCGACGUGCCACUUGGGUCGACGGUGCCGUUCACGACAAUGCAGGGUGCUGUCAGCAAGAACAUGGUGGAGAGCCUCGCCGUGCCGACGUUCAGAGUCGGUUACACCUUCACAACUGAUGCUCUGGAUGCGCUCUACAAGAAGAUUAAGGAGAAGGGUGUGACGAUGACGGCCCUGUUGGCAAAGGCGACUGCAAUGGCACUUGUGCAACACCCGGUUAUAAACUCCAGCUGCAGAGAUGAGAAGAGCUUCACUUACAACAGCAGCAUAAACAUUGCUGUGGCAGUGGCCAUCGAUGGUGGGUUGAUUACGCCAGUGCUUCCAGAUGCUGAUAAGCUCGACAUUUAUUCUCUGUCGAGGAAAUGGAAGGAGUUAGUUGAUAAGGCUCGAGCAAAGCAGCUGCAGCCCCAUGAAUACAACUCGGGCACCUUUACUAUUUCAAACCUCGGUAUGUUUGGAGUUGACAGAUUUGAUGCAAUCUUGCCACCUGGAACAGGUGCAAUCAUGGCCGUUGGAACGUCACAACCAACACUUGUUGGUACAAAAGAUGGUAGAAUUGGGAUCAAGAACCAAAUGCAGGUCAACGUUACUGCUGAUCAUCGUGUUAUUUAUGGAGCUGAUCUUGCUGCUUUCCUGCAAACGCUUUCCAAGAUAAUUGAGGAUCCCAAGGACCUUACAUUCCAUCCUGCCUUGCACGGCGGCGCCAUGGCCGCCGCCGGCUCGUCGGGCCGAGCGGAGGUCGACACCUCCAGCGCCUUCCGGUCGGUGAAGGAGGCGGUCGCCGUGUUCGGCGAGCGCCUGGAGAACCAGUUCAGGCCGGACGGCGGCGGGUAUGGUGAUCGCCGUGCUGGUAGAGAGGGGAGGACCCGGUCGAACACCUUGGCCAUUGCGGCGUCCUAUGCCAAGCUUGAGGGAGGAGACGGGGUUAGGGCUACUAGCCAAUGGAGGCCGAACGCCAUUGGCGCCACUGCCAAGGUUGAGGAGAGUAGCAAGAAGCUUCCGGUGGCCGAGGCCAUGCCGAUGUACUUGGUCCCGUCCUCGCCGCCGUUCUUCGCGUCGUCGCCGUCGCUAGCCAACGACGAAGACGUCGCCAGCGCCGGUGGCAGCUCCAUGGUGAUGGGCUCCAUCAGGAAGGUGGAGGAGGAGGCCGCCAGGGCGAGGCAGGAGGUGGCGCAGCUGAAGCGGAGGCUGGCCGAGACGGAGCUCGCCAUGGCGACGCUCAGCGCGAAGCUCCACCGCGCGCUCUCCAAGCUGGCGCACAUGGAGGCCGACAGGGCGGCGGCGGCGCGGGCGCGCAUCCAGCGGAGGGACGGCCGCGACAUGGCGCUGGCGGUCUGGGCCGCGGCCGGCGACCGGCGGCCCGCGACGACGGCGAGGAGGCAGCCGCUGGGGCAGCUGCUCAGGCUCGGCGAGGCCGACAGCGGCGGCGGCGGCGAGGUGAUGAUCGGCGGCCAGAGAAGGACGGCGGCGCCGACGAGGAAAGUGCAGAAGCAGAAGCCGAUCGUGCCUCUCAUUUUUCCUCUCAUCAAUGGCGUCAUCUUCUCGAGGAAGAAGAGGAUCAAGGACAAGGAGAGCUUGUACAUGAAGGAGCUUUACAGCUUGCUUAGGCUCAGCUGAUCACUCAUCAGUGAUCUCUCAUUUGCUUAAUCUGUGGCACUUGUGCAGCGUGCUUAACUAGUAAUUGAUCUUGUCCUAUGUAAUUAUACUGCAACUGUAGUGUGUAACUCUGUGUGAUUAUGUCUGACUUUCAUAUGAUCCUGGUGUAAUUUAAUUUGUAAAUUAAGCAAUGCCAAACAAUAUCGCCGAAUAA